AAAAUAACAAUUGUAAAGGCCAUCAACUGUAUUUGUUAUGAGUUUUGUUUAUAAGUGUUUAUUUGGUUACUUUCUAACGUUGAUUUCUAACACGUGUGAAUAGAGAAAAGCUAAAUAAUGGAAGUUGGUGAUACAAAUUUGUUUAAUGUGUUUGAUGAAGAUUCUAAUGAUUCAAAUUUGGAAGUACCUCCUGCCAAGAAGGUAAAGACAGAAAACACAAGCCAAGAUCCACACGUUAUUGACCUAAGUGACUCUAAAGAACUAGACGAUUCCAAAUUUAAUGUAGAUGAUAUUAAUGUUGAUAUACUCUUGCCUCGCAUAAAAAUUCAUACGGUGGAAACUUUAGAGGUCUGUGUGCAUGAAGUUGCAGUACCGCCAGAUGUCGAAUACGUACCUUUGAGUGUACCUACUUCAAAACCUGCUAAGGAGUACAAGUUUAUCUUAGAUCCUUUUCAGAAGGAAGCUAUAUUGUGCAUUGAGAACAGGCAGUCAGUGCUGGUUUCAGCACACACGUCUGCUGGGAAGACAGUUGUUGCGGAAUACAGCAUAGCAUUGUCGUUGCGAGACAACCAACGUGUCAUUUACACUACUCCAAUUAAGGCACUUAGUAAUCAGAAGUUCAGAGAAUUCACUGAAGAGUUUCAAGACGUUGGUUUGAUUACGGGUGAUGUUACAAUCAAUCCAAAUGCUAGCUGCAUUAUUAUGACCACAGAAAUUUUGCGAAACAUGUUGUAUCGUGGUUCCGAGUUGAUGCGCGAAGUAGGUUGGGUGGUUUUUGAUGAAAUACACUAUAUGCGUGACAAAGAAAGAGGUGUUGUUUGGGAAGAGACAUUGAUACUUCUUCCUGAUAACGUUCAUUAUGUAUUUUUAUCUGCUACAAUACCCAACGCUACUCAGUUUGCAGAAUGGGUGGCACACCUACAUCAUCAGCCAUGUCAUGUUGUGUACACUGAUUACCGACCAGUCCCACUUCAGCAUUACAUCUUUCCUGCCGGGGGCGAGGGAAUCCACUUGGUGGUGGACGAGUCUGGUCAGUUCAUCGAGCAGAACUUCAAUGCAGCAAUGACCGUCCUGCAGAAUGCAGGAGAUGCAGCCAAGGGUGAUCAAAGAGGUCGUCGCGGUGGUGUGCGGGAUCGAAAUUCCUCGGACAGUAACAUAUUUAAGAUUGUAAGAAUGAUAAUGGAACGGGAUUUUGCACCAGUGAUUGUUUUCAGUUUCAGUAAGAAAGAGUGUGAAGUAUAUGCGUUACAAAUGGCCCAACUUGAUUUCAACACUGCAGCACAAAAGAAAAUGGUGGAUGAAGUAUUUAACAAUGCCAUGGAUGUGUUAUCACCAGAAGAUAGAAAGCUCCCACAGGUUGAAAAUUUGCUUCCCUUAUUGAGAAGGGGGAUUGGCAUUCAUCACGGUGGCUUAUUGCCAAUCCUUAAAGAAACUGUUGAAAUUCUUUUUGCUGAGGGUUUGAUCAAGGCAUUAUUUGCUACGGAAACUUUUGCGAUGGGUUUAAACAUGCCUGCACGGACUGUUGUGUUUUCAUCGCCUCGCAAGUUCGAUGGCAAGGAGUUCCGCUGGCUCACUUCUGGCGAGUACAUCCAGAUGUCCGGCAGAGCGGGGCGUCGCGGCCAAGAUGACAGGGGCAUCGUGAUCCUGAUGAUAGAUGAGAAGGUGAGCCCGCAAGCAGGUCGUGACAUAGUGAAGGGCUCGGCAGACCCCAUCUACUCUGCUUUCCACCUCACUUACAACAUGGUGCUGAACUUGCUUCGUGUGGAGGAGAUCAAUCCCGAGUACAUGCUGGAGAGGAGUUUCUUCCAGUUCCAGAACCAGACUUCCAUCCCCCAGCUCAUCCAGAAGUUACAGACGAAGCAAGCCGAGCACGACCAGAUAGUCGUUCCUAAGCACGACCAGGUGGCUUCUUACUGCAAUCUGCAGGAACAGCUUUGCCGAUUAAGAAAACAGGUGCAGAGCUACAUAACCAAGCCAGAGUUUCUAGUGCCGUUUCUGCAGCCAGGAAGGAUGGUCAAGAUCGUAAACAAAGAAGAUGAAUUUGAUUGGGGGAUCGUCAUCAACUUCAAUAAGCAGAAGAACUUUGGGAUGAAAAAAGGGAAUAAUCCUGCCAAAGAUGAUCCUGCAUACGUGGUAGAAGUGCUAUUGCACGUGGAUGAGCAGCCAGAAGACCAGGAGGUGGAGGCUCGACCUUGUCCUCCGGGGAAGGCUGGGGAGGUGGAAGUGGUGCCCGUGGUUCACACCAUCAUUUCCCAGGUCAGUUCCAUUCGCCUUCACAUUCCCAAAGACUUGAAACGCCCGGACAACAGGAAGAGCGUGCUAAAGAGCAUUCAAGAAGUAAAGAAACGCUUCGACGACAAAAUCCCGUUGCUGGAUCCCGUCAACGACAUGCACAUAAAGAAUCCCAUGUUUGUGGACAUGCUGAACAAGAUGACUUCGUAUGAGGACAGGCUCCUGGAGCACCCUCUGAGGGACAAUGAGGACCUCGGAGUCCUGUGUGAGCAGUUCGCCCAGAAGUCUGCAUUGAGGGAUGAGCUGAAGAAGGUGACCUCGGAGCUGAAGGCGGCCCAGUCGGUGCUGCAGAUGGACGAGCUGAAAUGUCGCAAGCGUGUCCUGCGACGCCUGGGCUACUGCACCGAGGACGACGUCAUCAAGCUGAAGGGCCGAGUGGCGUGCGAGCUGAACGGCGCCGACGAGCUGCUCAUGACGGAGAUGAUCUUCAACGGCGUGUUCAACAACAUGACGCCGGCGCAGUGCGCAUCCAUCCUGAGCUGCUUCGUGUGCGACGAAAAAAGCUCGGACAUGCCCAAGAUGUCGGAGGAGCUGUCGGGGGCCCUGCGUCAGAUGCAGGACAUGGCACGCCGCAUCUCGCGCAUCAGCAACGACGUCAAGCUGGAGCUGGACGAGGAGACGUACGUGAACCAGUUCAAGCCGUUCCUCAUGGACGUGGUGUACGCGUGGUGCAACGGGGCCAGCUUCCUGGAGCUGUGCAAGAUGACGGACAUCUUCGAGGGCAGCAUCAUCCGCUGCUUCCGGCGGCUGGAGGAGGUGCUCCGGCAGCUGUGCCAGGCCGCCAAGACCAUGGGCAACGCAGAGCUGGACGACAAGUUCAGCGAGUGCAUCAAGCUGAUCAAGCGAGACAUCAUCUUCGCUGCCAGUCUGUACUUGUAGCUUGCCCUCACUUGUGGCAGCAUCAUCCGGCUUUCACUGUGCUGUGAAGAAGAAUUGGAGUUUUAUUCAGUUGUAUAUGUAAAAAAAAUAUAUAUUGAAAUAUUUAUUGAUGCCUGUACUUACACCAACCAGUACGUGACAUUAUUUACUGUUUUCACCUUUUACAAAUGCAGUUUCUUUUUGAGAAAUUUAGCAUUAAUAGCCAUAAAAAAUUCUAAAAUGUCUGCAAAGCUUUUUAAAAUUAGUUACUGUUUAUCAAACUUUAUUAUUAAGUAGCUGAACUUUUUUGGUAAUUCUUCCUUACUUCGUAUCCAGUUUACAUAAAAGUUCUAUAAUUAACAUUUUCACAAUUAAAUAUAUAUUGUGUAUGGUACAAUUUUGCACCACUAUCACAUUUAAUUUCUUACUUUAUUUUAAUAUUAUUUGUUAAAAUACAAUUGGAUACGUUACACAGAAUAAUUACUCAAGAAACUAUAUUCCUCAAACUUUUAUAUAUAUUUUCAAAAUCGAAUAUAUUUUGGUAGUUAUAUGACUUUGCAUUACAAAUAUAACCAAUAUCUUUAUUUUGCAUGAUGUGAUAGGGUAACAUUAUAGUGAUUAUGAGCUAUCUUCAUAACUAUAGUGUGAUUUCCCUUGUUUUCUUAGUUCAUUUACUUUAUGGAUAUACAAUAUAACUUCAUAACAAAUUUUGUUUAAUAGUUAGGUAUAUAAAUGUUUGUUUCAUGUGUAAGUUUGAAAGGAAUGUGUAGAUUUCUGAUGCAGCAAGCGACAAUAUAUUCCAGAUGAUUUAAAGUUGGAUUGACUUUGUAAGUGUUGUUUUUACGUUUGAAAAUGUAAUUUUAACAGUCUGCUUUAAUUCUGAAUUGCUUGUGAAUUAAGACAGUUUGUGUGACUGGUUGUAUACAUUGAAAGACAAUCUUAUUGGCAAUUAUAUGGAAAAGUGGCUGUUUAAAAUUGAACUGUCAAGAGUGUCAAACAUUUUUGUGGUGUGUAUAUUUCAUUUAUUUUGUUUUAAAAAUAUGUUAUGAAAUUCUAAUGAAAAUAAAGUUAGUAACAAUUUAAGACAGCUAUCUAAAAAAAAAUCAAUGAACAUAUGCAAAGAAAUACAUUAAGAGAAUAUAAAAUAAUUCAUUUGAAAAAUAUAGUAUUUUGAAGAAACACGUGCAUUUUGAAAUGAGCUAGUUCCCCACCAACAAGAGCAGGCUGAGGUGGCCGCGGGUAGCCGUUGGAGGGCCGGGCGGAGAAGGGAAGUGUGUUGGCUGUUCAGUGAUUGGGGAAUGAGGGAACAGGGAGAGGUUUACUAGGGCGAGGGUGCGUAUUCACAAGUGUGAGUUGCCAAGGUCUGGAGAGAGACUGAAAGAUGGAGUUGCUGAAAAAGAGGGAAUAUUCGCAGUCAAGGUACGAAAGAGAGGUGGUUGCAGUUUGAAGCAGAGAGAGAUGUGCAUUACCUCUCCGGUUCUUAUUGGACGACACAACAUUGUUUCUGGACAGCUUUUAAGAAUUGUUACACUGUCUCACCUCGUAUGUGUAUCAGAAUUUACAUAAAAUGAAAGGGGUGAUGGCUGGUGUUUUGUGAGGAAAUUCUACAAUGUUGCCAACGAUUGGUAAAUUAGAGCAACUAUUGUCGUGUUUUUAGCAAUGGUUGUACAUAAUUUGGAAGCUCAUACUUGUUUCUGUGUUGCCUUGGAGACCGUGUGCGAUUGUGCAUGUGGUAGUACUUUAUUUUGUAUCAUUUGAUGCACUAUCUAGCAAAUGCUUGGUUGGAUCCUCAAUGUACUGCAAUUGCAGCAUUACCCCCAGUUUUCAAGGACAAAAUAUGAGACUUUUAAGCGUUCAAGUUUUAGUUUGGAAACUAAUGAUAUAAAUUGUGUUGUAUCAUCAUUAGUCUGGCCUUAAAUGAAACUGUGAUUCAUCUCUUUAAUUGAAUUUGUGAAAUGGAUUGAAAUGUGCUAUUUGGAAUUGACUGAACAGAUGUUGUUCUGUGUGUAGUAGUUCUACUGUGAAUGUGAGUGUGGCUUGUCAGAAUAGGAUACUGUAGGCCUCGUAUUUAUUCUUAAGUGUGUGCUAGAGGGUUCCAGAGGACAAGGAAAACUCCGUGAAUUGAAAAGGAAAAAACAGAGAAAUUGACAGAAUUUUUUAUACCAACCAGGAUUUUUAAUUUUUAAUACUUUUGUGUUCACUUAUGUCUUGAAACCAGUCUGUAUUUUAUUCACUAAUUCCUGCCUAGUUGAAUGCCCAUUUGUUUUUAUCAUUCAUUAAGUAUGACAGAAUCAAUCUAUGAAUAAAAUGUGUACCAAUUUAAUGAUUUCAAGUAAGAUUUUCUACUGUAUCACACAAAAAAAGAUGAAAUGCUGAAGAUAAAAGUAAAGGUUUAAAAAUUCUUACAAAAAAAGACGUACUAAGGACAUUUCUAAUAUUUUUCUUCAACCUACAUUGAACCAAAGUAAUGGCAUCAGUGUUAUUUUAGUUGAAACUUCACAUUGUUUCUUUACAUUAAUCUGAGAUAUUUGUAUUAACCAUCCUUUACUACAUCUAACUGUAUAGCCUUGGAAUAAAAACAACUUUGUUUUACUAAAUUACCAUACUUUUGUAUUAAACAAAUUACUAAGCACUAAAACUCCUAUGUAAUUUCUAGGCUCUAUGAAAACGCGUAUUAAUUAGAGUUUUGUAUUAACAUGGUUUGUAUUAUUGAGGUUUUAUUGUAAUUUCUAAGUUAGAACAAACAUUUUCUAGUCAAAGUGACUUGUUAUGUGAGGUUGAUAAAGUUUUUCUUUAAGAAUUUGAAUGUAUUUAUCUUGCAAGAUUGAUCAAUGAGACAUGGAAAAAAUAUUUUGUUGGACAGGGAAAAAAGGGAAAUAGUUGAGUAUACGAGUGUGGGAACCCUGUAGAGGUUACAAGGGCCACUAUUUGAGCUAGACUCUGAAGCCAUUGCUGUUGCGAGUCAGCGAUUUAGCAGGCAUGACUUGUGUGGGGCUGGAGAGAAAGGACAAAUGUAUUUCAAUGAGUACAGUAUGAGUUGGGCUUUGUUGAAACAAUAAAAACUUAUUUAAUUUCACUGAUACUUGGAAUUGCUUUUAAUUUUCUUUACUGUGGUAACUUCAAAAGUUUAAAAUGUAGGUAUAGUGAGUACAGUAUUUGUAAUUUACUAUUUAUGUUUGCUGUUGAUUCAAGUAAGUUUAUUGCCUUUCCGUAAGUCCACACAUCACAUCGCUGAGAGCGUUUUGCUUUUCCAUAGGAGAUAUCUUGUCCAUGUGUGGUAGAAUUUCAUUCUAUUGUAUUUGUUGGGAUUGAUGGCAAGGAGAAACCCUGGCAUGAAAGGAGGUGACGCAGUGGUAACAUGCUGACUUGUUUCUGAGAGAUUUAUUUCCGAUAGCACUCCAGGCAAAUGCCGGUCGGGUUCCUUGGCCGGGGCCGUCGAGAAAAACUAAUGACAGGGGGCAAAUAAUUUUGUUCUCUCCCCACCCCCUCCUUUUAUCAUUUAAGCGGCCCGCCUACCCGGGCACAUGCAUGGUAUGCAAACUCCAGAAGAAACCACGCGAUUUUAAAACUGUUCAAGAUACCCGAGUGAUGUCUGUUUACGAAAAUCAUUUAAGAAUGCGCUGAGGGCAGAUGAGUAAGUCUGUUUCUGUGGCUAAAAUAGUGUUUUCAGAAUAAGUUUUAGACAUAAAACUUUUGGUAAAGAUUCUUGAAAGCACUCAAGUGCAUUGCAUUACACCUUCAUCUUCAUUUCUCUGCCAUAUAAUUUUACAGUACUGCUCAGAUUUCAUAGUUCUAUGCAUGACAAGAAAACUGCGUGCCAAUUCAGAGCAUAUUUUUCGUUUCUUUUUUUGUAUAAAUAGUACUCCAAUACUCAUAAUGAUGUGGUUUUGUAUUUUUCAUAACAUUUAUGGCGAUUAAAGCAUCUUAUGCUAUUCUUAAUUAUGUGUUACUAAGGGUUGCAUGAAAGUUUAUUUUAUUGACUCAGAUGGACUCGGAGAGUAAACACACUAUAUUAAAGUGUUUUCAUCACGCACUUUGCCACUAUGAUAGACCAACAUUGCUUGGAGAAUAA
Bacillus rossius redtenbacheri is the source of this 7222-nucleotide messenger RNA. It is a transcript of the gene Mtr4, whose product is annotated as exosome RNA helicase MTR4. Gene Ontology annotation, molecular function: ATP binding; RNA helicase activity; RNA binding. Gene Ontology annotation, biological process: maturation of 5.8S rRNA; RNA catabolic process. The record is from RefSeq and is a predicted model, not a curated record. NCBI's taxonomy places the organism in Eukaryota, Metazoa, Arthropoda, Insecta, Phasmatodea, Bacillidae. The transcript has a single exon. The coding region runs from base 118 to 3171 and encodes 1017 amino acids. Gene Ontology annotation, cellular component: nucleus.